AUGAUCUCCUCCUCCACCUCCACCUCUCGCCGUGUUCCGCCUCCUUGCUGGACCCACCAAGAAACUGUUGCUCUCGUCGAAGCUUACCGUGACAAAUGGUUCUCCGUUAACCGCGGUAAUCUCCGCUCCGCUGAUUGGGAUGCUGUUGCCGCUGCUGUUGCUGAGUCUUCUCAUGUUCCAGCCGACCCGCCUAAGUCUUCCUUACAGUGCCGGCAUAAGAUUGAGAAACUGAGGAAACGGUACCGUAUGGAGAAGAAGCGGUGUCUUGAUCAUCCUGGUAGGUUUUUCUCUUCUUGGGAUUUGUUUCCUUUGUUGGAUGCUAUGGCUAUUGGCUCUUCUCCUGGAUCUAAACGAUGUCGUACUAAGGAUGAUAGUAAGAAAUUUAGCAGUCAUAGUGCAAUUGACGAGGGUUUUGAUAAUUCGGAUGAUGAUGAUGAUUUGGAUGUGGAUCAAAAUUUGAUUGUUAGGGCUAAUAAAUAUGGUAGAAUUGAUGAUAGGGCUUAUUUUGAUGGUAAUAUUGGUUCUUCUGGUGAUUUAGGAGGUGAAUUUCGCAUGAAAAACACUGCUUUUGAUGUGAAUAAUUCCGUUUCUGUGGCGUUUAGGCCGAAAGAUUUCAAUAAUGGGAAUGUUGUUAAUGGUAAACUCAUUAGGAAGUCUAGCCCUAAGUUUGGAAGUGAAGUACAUUGCAGAACUGAGAGAAGAGGUCAGUUUGGAGAACAUAUUGCUGCUAAUAAUGGUUUGGUUUCGCAGCUUCCUCCCCCUCCGAUAUUCAGACAACGAAACUUUUGCAACACUGAUGGAAAUUCUAGGUUUGAUGGUAAUAAUUCUAGGGCUUCGAAUGGUUACAGUGGUGUCAGGAAGAAUGGCACUGAUAAUGUUAAUGCCAAGGAAGUUGCUGAUCCGUUUGCAGAGCUAGUGUCAGCAAUUAGGUUAUCCACUGAUAAUUUUGUCAAGGUAGAGAAGAUGAAGAUGGAAAUGGCAAUGGAGAUGGAGAAAGUAAGGAUGGAGACUAUGUUGACGCAUAACCAGAUGAUACUCGAGUCUCAGCAACAGAUUGUAAACGUGUUUGCAAAAACCAUAUUGGAAAAGAAGGAGAAAAGGAGGAAGAGGAAAGAAAUGGAAGUGGUAUUGCCUUGUCAAGAUAAAAAUGGAGAGAUUCAAGUUGCAGCAGCUGACAGUGAAAGCAUAGGCAGAAGCGGUAUUGCUAAAGAUGAACGUGAAGGUGGUUCCGGUGAAUCUUGA
Messenger RNA from Mercurialis annua (annual mercury), 1242 nucleotides. Its product is annotated as protein FIP2-like. The transcript has a single exon. Gene Ontology annotation, molecular function: transcription cis-regulatory region binding. NCBI's taxonomy places the organism in Eukaryota, Viridiplantae, Streptophyta, Magnoliopsida, Malpighiales, Euphorbiaceae. Bases 1 to 1242 code for a protein of 413 amino acids. Gene Ontology annotation, cellular component: nucleus. The record is from RefSeq and is a predicted model, not a curated record.